AUGGGUUUUGACAAACAUACCACGGUUCAUGUUCGGAAUUUAGAUCCUUCACUUACAGAAAAGAUAGUAGGAGAUGUGAAACGAAUAGUACUAGCAACAGAUAGAGAAACACAAAAAAGUAGAGGAUAUGCUUUUGUUGAAUUUCCAAUGGCUUUAUUAGCAGACGAAUGUAUCAGAAAAUGCAAUGGAACAUCUCUCAAAAGUAAAACCAUUGCAGUUUCACCUUAUUCCGAUAAGAAAGAAAAGAAGGAACCCAUUAAAUUUGAGAAACGAAAGAAAGAAGAACAUACUUCACAACUUGAUAAAGAUGAUCCAUUCUAUGUAAGCUCAAGCGAUGAAGAUGAAGACGAAGAUAAACCUAAUAAGGAUGGAAUUUUCCCAAACCGAGUGUUGGUGGUAUCGAAAUUAUCAAAGAAUCAAUCAUGGGAGGCCACCAUGGAGAGUUUACAAACGAAAUUUAGCAAGAUUGGGAAAGUAUCAAACAUUAGAAUGCCAAAACAGGGAAGCUAUCACAAAGGAUAUGCAUUUAUCGAAUUUAGAAAAUCAAAACAUGCUAAAAGAGCAUUAGAAUGGGCUAAAAAGAAUACCAAAUUGUCAGUGGCAUGGAAAAUCGAUCGAGAUCAAUACGUAAAGAAGAAACAAGACGCAUACAUCAAGAAAAAGGAAGACGAGUUUGAUGCUGAACAAGAAAGAUUCCAGAAACAUUUGAAAAAGUAUUCUGAAGGAGAAGAUCAAGAAGACAUUGAGGAACCUGAGGAGUACUUUGGUGAGCAUGAAGAGGAAGAAAACAAGAAGGAAAAGGAUUUCGAUGAGUUACUUGAAGAUGACAAUGAAAAGCAGGAAGCAACAGAUGAAGACGACAUUGAUGAAGAAUCUGAAAGCAUGAUGAGCGACGAAGAGGAUGGAGAAGAUGGAGGUGAAACUCAUGAUGAUGUCACAAGUGAACCACACAUAAGCAAUGACGAUGAAACAGAUGAAGCCACAACAGAUGUCGACUCUCAAAAAGAGAAGAAGAAUGACGUGCAAACAGCUGCAGACUUGAAAAAAACAAUUUUCGUUCAAAAUUUACCUUUUCAAGCUGGAGUGGACGAAAUUAAGGAAUUAUUCGAGAAUCAUUAUGGACCUCUCGCCUAUGUUGCCAUUGUUGCUAAAAGCGAUGGACUCUCCAGUGGAAAAGCCUUUAUCAAAUUCAAACGCUUUUCUGAUGCUAAACGUUGUAUUCGAGAGGCAGAGAAGAACAUGAUUCAAAACCCCAAUGCUCAAGAAGUAGAUCAUUCUCAGCAGCAACAGCAGAAUCGAAGAAAAUUGCUUGUGGCACGAGCUCUUCCCAAACGCGAUGCAGAAGAUAGGAAAAAGAAAAAUGAGAAGAAGGAAGACCCCAGAAAUUUAAGACUUGCUAAAAUUGGAUUUAUUGCAUCGAAUAGUGCAGAAGCUAAAGACAUGCCUCCAGACCAUUUGAAAAAGAUUCAACGAAAUUGGGCAGAAAAGAAUGAAAAGUUGAAGAACCCAAUUUAUCACGUUUCUGAGACAAGACUUGCCAUUCAGAAUAUGCCAAAAUCUUGGACAGAGAAAGAUCUCAAGAAACUGAUUUUAGAGAAGGUGAAUUAUGAUCAAGUGUUAGGACCCAAUAAGAAACCCAAAUUAGUUCAAGUGAAAAUUGCAAAAGAGAAAGACGGAAAACAAAGUAAGGGAUUUGGAUUUGUGGAAUUUGCAAAACAUGAUGCUGCUCUUUGUGCUCUCGAGAGAUUGAAUAAUAAUCCAAAGAUACUCAACCCAAGGAUCAAAGACACUAAGGUUGCAACUGCUAACCGUCUAAUUGUAGAAUUUGCAAUUGAAAAUACCAUGAAAUUAACGAUUCUACGAAGGCAUCAAAAAAAGAGCCAUCAGAGCAGUGAUGAACCACAUCGAAUGGCCACAUCCACCACAGAUAAGAAAAGAAGCUACACAAAUGAUGACAACAUGAAGAAACGAAAGCGAAAGGAUAACAACAGAGGUUAUUCCAAGAAAACCAAACAGCAAUAA
Molecule: messenger RNA, 2022 nt
Organism: Naegleria lovaniensis
Lineage: Eukaryota; Heterolobosea; Eutetramitea; Acrasida; Naegleriidae
Exons: 5
Coding region: 1-2022 (673 amino acids)
Molecular function (GO): RNA binding
Source: RefSeq, a predicted model, not a curated record